This is a messenger RNA of Diceros bicornis minor, 2050 nucleotides long. RefSeq names its product BRF2 RNA polymerase III transcription initiation factor subunit (gene BRF2). Gene Ontology annotation, biological process: transcription initiation at RNA polymerase II promoter; transcription preinitiation complex assembly. NCBI's taxonomy places the organism in Eukaryota, Metazoa, Chordata, Mammalia, Perissodactyla, Rhinocerotidae. The record is from RefSeq and is a predicted model, not a curated record. Gene Ontology annotation, molecular function: TBP-class protein binding; RNA polymerase II general transcription initiation factor activity. Gene Ontology annotation, cellular component: transcription preinitiation complex; nucleus. The transcript has 4 exons. Bases 121 to 1386 code for a protein of 421 amino acids.
UACCGCCGAGAAAGGUGCAGCCUUUAGAAAGUUUACCCCCUAGUUGUGCUUCCUCCCGGUUGCCGUGGCCGACGCAGGGGUGGAUAUCCGAAGGCUUCCUGGCUCCGGGCAGGCAGUGAGAUGCCGGGCGGAGGCCGCUGCCCCGACUGCGGCUCCGCGGAGCUCGUGGAAGACUCGCACUAUUCGCAGAGCCAGCUGGUGUGCUCCGACUGCGGCUGCGUGGUCACCGAGGGCGUCCUGACGACCACCUACAGCGACGAGGGCAACCUCCGAGAAGUCACAUAUUCCCGAAGCACAGGGGAAAAUGAACAAGUGAGUCGUAGCCAGCAACGAGGUCUCCGCCGAGUGAGAGACCUCUGUCGAGUUCUGCAGUUGCCACCAACGUUUGAGGACACAGCAGUUGCCUACUACCAACAGGCAUACCGGCACUCUGGCAUCCGUGCUGCCAGGCUGCAGAAGAAGGAGGUAUUGGUCGGGUGCUGUGUUUUAAUCACCUGCCGGCAGCAUAACUGGCCGCUAACCAUGGGCACCAUCUGCACCCUACUGUAUGCAGACUUGGAUGCAUUUUCUGGCACCUACAUGCAGAUUGUGAAGCUUCUGGGGCUGGACGUGCCGUCUCUGUGCUUGGCAGACCUGGUGAAGACCUACUGUAGCAGCUUCAAACUGUUCCAAGCCUCCCCGUCUGUGCCAGCCAAAUAUGUGGAAGACAAAGAGAAGAUGCUGUCGCGCACGUUGCAGUUGGUGGAGCUGGCAGAUGAGACGUGGCUGGUGACUGGGCGGCAUCCCUUGCCUGUCAUCACAGCUGCUACUUUCCUGGCUUGGCAGUCGCUGCGGCCUUCAGAUCGUCUGACGUGUUCCCUUGCCCGAUUUUGUAAAUUGGCAAAUGUGGACCUGCCCUACCCUGCUUCCUCCCGCCUGCAGGAGCUGCUGGCUGUGCUGCUGCGGAUGGCUGAGCAGCUGGCCUGGCUGCAGGUUCUGAAACUUAACAAACGGUCUGUGGUGAAGCACAUCAGUGACCUUCUGCAGCACCGCCGCACGUUGGUCCGCAAGGCCUUUCGAGACGGCACAGCAGAGAUGGAGGCCCAGGAGGAGGAGCGGCAGGGGCAGGGGCAGGGACAGGGGCGGGGAAAAGAGGAAGGGGGCAGUAGUUCCUUAGAUUUGUCUGAGGGGAAGCGAGGAGCUAGUCCUGCCCUUCUCCUCCCGCCCUGCAUGUUGAAGCCCCCGAAGCGGAUCCGUCCCACACCCUCUGUCUCCACGGUCACCGGAGAUGAGAACAUUUCUGAUAGUGAAAUAGAGCAGUAUUUGCGUACCCCUCAGGAAGUUAGGGACUUUCUAAAAGCCCAAGCUGCUAGACAGGCUGCUGUGAGUGUUCCCAACCCUCCCUGAUGCACAUCUGGGGGCCACUUCACGCCAUUCUGACAGCAGCUUGACAAUAGGCCUGUCAUAUCCAGAGAAAUGAGUGUGUACAAGUCCUUAGGUAUUGUCUUGUCUUGUUUAAAGGAACCAAGAGGGGCUCUGCAGUUCAUUGGGUUCAGGUCCUGGAGCAGAAGUCAGAAGGAAUGCAGGGAGGCCUAGGUUGGAGGGAGUCCCAGCCCUUGGUGCCAGAGAGUGGGUUGCAUAUACUCAUAUUCUGUGGGAUGGCUUUCCUCUUAGACUGCUGGGAGAGUGUCAGGCUGGCUCCUGCUCCUGGUUUGAAUUGGAUACACUGCUGCUGCAGGCCUGGUGGGGCUUCCCUGCUGGUGUGGAGCAGUUGGCAUUUCCAACAGUAUCAGCUCUCAGAGGACAGGACCUGGGCAACUCUCGGCCCUGUGUCCAUUCACAGGUGUUGGUGGGUUCAUGUGUAUUGUGUCAUGAGAUCUUCUCCUUCAUAACAAAAGGACCGUGGGUGGACUAAGGUUAUAGCUCAAAGGGCUUUGCAAAAUUUUAAUAUAUUAAAACAAGAGGCAUCUGCUAGAAAACAUUCUAUUGUAUAAAACCCGAGCUUUUAAAAACAUGUUUUCUUUGGCACUUUUCAUCCCCCCCUCCCCUUUCCCCAGCGUAUUGCAAAAAG